UCUAUCUGUAUAUUUCCUUCUUCUUCUUUUUUUGGAAAGAGUUCCCGUUGGCCACCUUCCCUCGCUCAGCCCAGGAAGCACCAUGAGUCUCCCUGAAGAUGCAGUGAAGGAAAAAUUGCUCUGGAAUGUGAAAAAGGAGGUGAAGCAGAUCAUGGAAGAAGCCGUCACCCGGAAGUUUGUGCACGAAGACAGCAGCCAUGUCAUUGCAUUGUGCGGGGUGGUGGAAGCUUGCCUCCUGCACAUGCUCAAGAGACGGGCAGCUGGCUUCCUGCGGACUGACAAGAUCGCCGCCCUCUUCACCAAGGUCGGCAAGACGUACGACGUUGCCAGCGACGUGUGCAGGAAAGCCCAGGAGCUGCUGCAGCAGGUAGAAGGCAGCAGGAAGAGUCAGCCGGCUGGCCAGGAAUCCCUCAAGAGGCAGACGUCCACCACAAGCAAAGCCCCUGCCCUGACCCCACAAGCCGUCAAGCACAUCUGGGUUCGUACCGCUCUGAUCGAAAGGGUGCUGGACAAGAUUGUGCAGUAUGUGGUGGACAACUGCAGCAAAUAUUACGAGAAAGAAGCUCUGCUGGCAGAUCCGGUCUGUGGGCCCAUCUUGGCUUGCCUGCUGGUUGGACCCUGUGCCCUGGAAUACACCAAGCUGAAAACAGCCGACCACUUCUGGACAGACCCCUCGGCCGACGAACUGGUCCAACGGCAUCGCAUCCACGGAGCCCACGGCCGGCAAGACUCUCCGUCCAAACGGCCAGCGUUAGGAAUACGGAAACGCCACUCCAGCGGAAGCAUGUCGGAGGAUCGCUUUGCUGCCUCGGCUAGAGAUUACGUCGAGUCGUUGCACCAGAAUUCCCGGACGCACUUGCUGUAUGGAAAGAACAACGUCCUGGUUCAGCCCAAAGAUGACAUGGAGGCCAUCCCAGGCUACCUCUCUCUCCACCAGUCGGCCGAUUCCCUCACUCUGAAAUGGACGCCGAAUCAGCUCAUGAACGGGACGCUGGGGGACACGGAGCUUGAGAAAAGCAUCUACUGGGACUAUGCCUUGAUUGUGCCAUUUAGCCAAAUCGUGUGCAUCCACUGCCAUCAGCAACCAGAGCGAGGGGGGACGUUGGUUCUGGUGAGCCAAGAUGGCAUCCAACGGCCCCCGCUUCACUUCCCGCCUGGUGGACACCUCCUUGCCUUCCUUUCUUGCCUUGAAAACGGCCUUCUGCCCCGUGGACAGUUGGAGCCUCCACUGUGGUCCCAGCAGGGAAAGGGCAAAGUGUUCCCCAUUCUCCGGAAACGGAACACCUACAACAGGUCUGUGGAUCUGGAAGAAAUGCCGGCAGCUAUGGAGAUGGCUACAGAUUACGUCUUCAGGAUCAUUUACCCAGGCCAUAGGCACGAAAACAUAACUAUUAACUACCACCACUUAGCUGCCAGCCGCUCUGCCUCCGUCGACGAUGACGAGGACGACGAAGACAAGCUGCACUCAAUGCUAUCCAUGAUCUGCAAUCGGAACCUCACAGAUCCUAAAAGGAUGAAAGACAUCGGCGACACGUCAGAGAUGCAGGGGUUUGGGGCCAGCUUGUUGUCGUGGCAGCUGGACCCGUGCAGCCAGGGGUCCUCCUGCCUCUCGUGCUCCACCGGCAGCUCCCCUUACGACGUUCCCAGCUGCUGCACCUGCAUCCACGACAGGACCCCUCUAAAAAUGUUGUGCCAAAGCAUGAAGAAACAGAUUAUUUCUAGAGCCUUCUAUGGAUGGCUCGCCUACUGCCGCCACCUGUCCACCGUCCGGACACACCUGUCUGCCCUGGUAAGCCACACCAUCAUCCCUCCGGACAAACCCACGAGUGCCGCGGGGGGCCUGACAAAAGAGGUCUGGAGCAAAUAUCAGAAGGACAAGAAGAAUUACAAGGAGUUGGAGCUCCUCCGGCGAGUUUACUAUGGUGGGGUCCAGCACGACAUUCGGAAGGAGGUGUGGCCGUUCUUGCUGGGACACUACAAGUUUGGCAUGACCAAGAAAGAGAUGGGCCGGGUUGACGAGGAAAUUGCGCUCAGGUAUCAGAAAGUGAUGGCCGAGUGGAAAGCCUGCGAGGUGAUUGUGAAGCUUCGGGAGAAGGAGUCUCAAACGGCCACCAAAUUCUCCUCUGGCAGCAGCAUAGAUAGCCAUGUCCAGCGGUUGCUCCACAGGGACUCCACCAUCAGCAACGAUGUGUUUGUAUCCGUCGAUGAAAUGGACUCGGUUGAGCGAGACCUGAAGGUUCAGGAAGACCCAUCUUUGACCGGGGGCUGCAGCGAUGCGCCAACAGUCAUUGUGGCCGUGGAGCAGCAGCAGCAGUCGGUAGAAUUUGACUCCCCUGACUCCGGGCUCCCGUCCUCCCGGAAUUACUCCGUCACGUCAGGCAUCCUGUCCAGCAUCGAUGAUGGGCAGAGCGUCUGCUUUGAGGACGCGGCUGAGGAGGAAGCUGGCUCCGAUCCGCAGAGGCAAGAUUCCAGUCAGGAUCCUCAGGCCAAGGGCUCAGAACCCCAGGAGUUAGUAACCGAGGAACAGCUCUGUUCCCAGAUGGACUGUAAGGAACCUGCAGAGGAGGCCAUAUCUGUGUGUUCUGCGUCUUAUACGAUAGAAAUGUUGGACACUGUUGCCUUAAACUUGCACAGAAUCGAUAAAGAUGUACAGAGGUGUGAUCGGAAUUAUUGGUAUUUCACUGCUGAGAACCUGGAGAAACUACGGAACAUUAUGUGCAGUUACGUUUGGGAACAUUUAGACGUUGGCUACGUCCAAGGAAUGUGUGACCUCCUGGCUCCACUCAUGGUUAUACUCGACAAAGACGAGUUGGCUUACAGUUGCUUCACCCAUCUCAUGAAGAGAAUGAGUCAAAAUUUCCCUAACGGAGGUGCCAUGGACACACAUUUUGCAAACAUGAGGUCCCUGAUCCAGAUUCUGGAUUCCGAACUCUUCGAACUGAUGCACCAGAACGGGGAUUACACUCACUUCUACUUUUGCUACCGCUGGUUCCUGCUGGAUUUUAAGAGAGAAUUGUUGUACGAGGAUGUUUUUACAGUGUGGGAAGUUAUUUGGGCAGCAAAGCACAUCUCUUCAGAACAUUUUGUCCUUUUCAUUGCCUUAGCACUGGUAGAGGCCUACCGAGAGAUUAUCCGCGAUAACAACAUGGACUUUACUGAUAUCAUCAAGUUUUUUAAUGAAAUGGCAGAGCACCACAACGCGCAGGAGAUCCUGAAGAUCGCGAGAGAUCUGGUCUGCAAAGUGCAAACGCUGAUCGAGAACAAGUGAGCGCAGGCGCAGAGGAGGAACGAGAGGGUUUGCCCGAGGCGAUGGCAGCAGCAGCUGCAACCUUGCCUGCACCUUUUAGGGGGAGGAAGGGGGAACGAGAAUUUGCCUGCACUUGUCACUUCAAUUAAUGGUUUACUGGCAUCUUCUUCCAUGUAAUAAUGUUUGUAAAUACCUGAGAGAGUUCUUUCCAGGAGAAGAAAAAGCACACAGGAAAAACAAGGUGGCUUCCCACCAGGAGUUGAGGUUGUGUGUUGGUGUGUGCGCGCACACACACACACAAGAGUCUUUACUGCAGACUCUGUAUUUCAGGGCCAAAAAAAUAUUUGUGUCUUUCAUUUCUCCAGUUCGUUGCGUUAAUUGAGUUUCCCAGCACAGGGAUGGUCAAAUGGUGGCGAGCAUGGGCAGAAGGGAGACUGAUGUGCGUGCCCCCCACUGUAAUGUGCGCAAAGCCUUGUCCGUCUUCGAACCCACCUACCCACUUUGCAGGAGAUCCUUCCCGACGCCCCACCUUCUCGCCAGUAUUUCAAGAGCAUCUCCCUGUUCUAAGCGAGCAGCAUCUAUGACAAGCUGCGCCAAAUUCUGUGACGAGAUCGGGCAUAGACCGAGGCAGGGCAUCCUUCUGAGGUUGCGUAUAGGCCAAGGACUCUGUGCUGGAAAACGAGCCUGUGUGUCUCUGAAGCGUGUCUGCAAACUGGAGGGCCCCAUCUCCCCCCAGCAUUUGCGGCACGGCGGAAGCUCUGUGGAAGUUAAGUGCCAAAAAACAGGCUUCCUUCUACUUACGUCACCCCUGUGAAGCAUUUUAUGCUGAAGUGUUUGGCCCUGAACGGGGAAACCAAGAUAACCAGCCACGGACAGAGAAAGCUCACAGAAAAAUAGUGGGAAAGGGAAGGCAGCAGGCAGGUAGUCCCGUUUUUUUUUUCUGCACAACAAUGAGGGCUAAGAACCUUGAUUUUUAUUUUUAUUUUUAAAAAGAGAGCAACCAACCAGCCAAACUGUGGAGCCCAAAGAGGUGCUGAAUUCUACAAAUGCAUGGAAUAAUUAUGUAUACUUGCCCUGAUUUCCUUCUCUGUUGCCAGUUUGAGGAUCUUUCAGUUUUUAUAAUCCCUUGUUGUUCUCCAGCUUUUUCUGUUAUAUAGACCGUUGCGAACAGGGCAAAACCUUGUUGCUGGUUUGCAGAGGCUCACAGCCCGCCUCGCAAGGGAUGCAUCACCCUUCGCGAUUUAACCCAGUACUCUUAACUGCUGGAGAAACUGACAUGGGAGGUGGGGCAGCUAGCCCCUAAAGCAUCGCUGACUUCCAUCUAGUUGCGUUUGUUUUGUUCCUUUUCCCUUGGAAUGCACUAGAGGGGAAAGUCUUAAAUCAGGAAACUCUUUUUUUUGGCUAAUGCUGGCAUGCUCAUACGGUUUGUCCCUUAGACCUGUCGUUUUUCUCUUUCUUCCUUGUGCCAAGUUCAGUGUUCGAAACAUGCAUGGUUCUGCCAGACAGUGUCGCAGGCGAGGAAACCGCUUUUCCGAUUUUGUGUGCAUUUUCAUUCAGUUGAAAGGUGAAGUCUUUAAAAUCCCCAAAACGCCCUGGGGUCCCCCCUUAAACCCUGAUGGGUUCGUCCAUGUUUUAAAAAUGAAAACACAGUGCACUACAUUUUUGGAGAAUGUAUUAUAUACACGACACUUUACUAUGUAAUAAAACACACACAGAGAGAAAAAGGAAACACAACCAAAAACAAAACAAAAAAUUAACAAAUUUAAUUGUGCAAACUUUGUUGUACCUGUUUAUUAUAAUGUUUCUGCAUAAUAGUAUUUUAUGAAUAUUGUGUACUGCCUUAUUUUUGUCAGGAGCAGAAUAUUUUCUUUAUUGCUCAAGAGUUUAUUUAUCUUUUAAGUGCAACCAAUGGAUUAAAAGAAAAUACAUAUUGUCAAAA
Molecule: messenger RNA, 5186 nt
Organism: Lacerta agilis (Sand lizard)
Lineage: Eukaryota; Metazoa; Chordata; Lepidosauria; Squamata; Lacertidae
Gene: SGSM2
Product: small G protein signaling modulator 2
Exons: 24
Coding region: 83-3268 (1061 amino acids)
Molecular function (GO): GTPase activator activity
Source: RefSeq, a predicted model, not a curated record